Messenger RNA from Microthlaspi erraticum, 1038 nucleotides. The record is from the annotation of a GenBank genome assembly. Lineage: Eukaryota; Viridiplantae; Streptophyta; Magnoliopsida; Brassicales; Brassicaceae.
AUGGGUGAUAGCGAAGACGAAACCGGAUACCCGAAGAAGUUUUACCCUCUGAAUCGGCAAAACCAUCCGAUGUACAGCCGGCCGAUUCUCAAGCGUCACGCGUAUUACAACGAAGAAGACGACGAGCAAGAAGACGAAGACUAUCGCCAGGAAGAAGACGACGAAGGAGGAUACAGUAAUCAUCGUGGGAGCGAGAGGUUUCAGAAGAGGCAGAAACCGAACAAACCGGGUUCUGGUUCCGGGUACGAAUUCGCCGGUCCAAGCGAACCGAAAGCUGGUUACGAUUGGAGAGAGCAGGAAGCUUUCGUGCUGCUCGAAGUCUGGGGAGAUAGGUUCUUGCAGUUAGGUCGAAGGAGUUUGAGGAACGAGGAUUGGAACGAAGUCGCUGAGAAAGUCAGCGAGGAGCUUAGAUCGGAGAAGUCGGAGAGUCAGUGUAGGAGAGUGGUUGAUAACUUGAAGAGGAAGUAUAGGAAAGAGAAGAUCAAGAUUGAGAAAUCUGGAGUGAGUUCGAGCAAGUGGUGUUUCUUCAACAAACUUGAUAUGCUUUUGGGAGCUUCUCCUAAAUCGGAGUUAGGUUUAGCUUGUGGUGUUGAUUCGGGAGAGUUUGUGUUUAUGAGCACCAAGGUUUAUUUGGAUAAGUCUAAUGGGUUUGAUGAGAUGAUGGAUAGUCCUGGUGACUCGGAAGAAGAUGAUGGUGAUGAUGAGGAUGAUGAUCGUGAGGUUGAGAAUGAGAGGAGGAAGAUGAACGAUGCGGCGUCGUAUAAGCUGUUGGCGGAUUCGGUUGAGAGGUUUGGGAAGGUUUAUGAGAAGAUGGAGAGGAGUAAGAAGGAGCAGAUGAAGGAGUUGGAGAAGAUGAGAGCUGAUUUUCAGAAAGAUUUGGAGUUGCAGAAGAAGCAGAUUGUGGAGAGAGCUCAGACUGAGAUUGCUAGGUUACGUGAAGAGGAAGAGAAUCAUGUUGAUGGUGAUGGUGAUGAUGAUGAUGAGAAUGAAGAUGAGGGGAUGGAAAAUGAUUCUGAUGUGAAUCUCAGUGAUGAAUAA